Molecule: messenger RNA, 4495 nt
Organism: Talpa occidentalis (Iberian mole)
Lineage: Eukaryota; Metazoa; Chordata; Mammalia; Eulipotyphla; Talpidae
Gene: IDS
Product: iduronate 2-sulfatase
Exons: 9
Coding region: 35-1672 (545 amino acids)
Molecular function (GO): iduronate-2-sulfatase activity
Source: RefSeq, a predicted model, not a curated record
GCCGUGGCCCCGGCGCGGCCGCGCGGAGGCAGAAAUGCCGCUGCCGGGCCAGGGCCUCCUCUGGUUCGGCGUGGUUCUGGGCUCCAUCUACGCCUCCCGCGAGUCGGCGACGCAGGGCAACUGGACCACAGAUGCUCUGAAUGUCCUCCUAAUCAUCGUGGACGACCUGCGCCCCUCCUUGGGCUGUUAUGGGGACAGACUUGCAAAGUCCCCAAACAUUGACCAGCUGGCCUCCCACAGCCUUCUUUUCUACAAUGCCUUUGCCCAGCAGGCGGUGUGUGCCCCGAGCCGCGUGUCCUUCCUCACUGGGAGGAGGCCUGAUACCACCCGCCUCUAUGACUUCAACUCCUACUGGAGGGUGCACGCUGGGAACUUCUCCACCAUCCCCCAGUACUUCAAGGAGAACGGCUACGUGACCAUGUCGGUUGGAAAAGUCUUUCACCCUGGAAUAUCUUCUAAUCACAGCGACGAUUCCCCGUACAGCUGGUCAGUCCCACCUUACCACCCCUCCUCCGAGAAGUACGAAAACACCAAGACAUGUCGGGGGCCAGAUGGAGAACUCCAUGCCAACCUGCUUUGCCCCGUGGAUGUGGCAGAUGUGCCUGAGGGCACCUUGCCUGACAAACAGAGCACUGAGCAAGCCAUACAAUUACUGACAAAGAUGAAAACAUCGGCCGAGCCUUUCUUCUUGGCUGUUGGAUACCAUAAGCCGCACAUCCCCUUCAGGUACCCAAAGGAGUUUCAGAAGCUGUAUCCCUUGGAGAACAUCCCCUUGGCUCCUGAUCCCCAGGUCCCUGCUGGCCUCCCUCCCGUGGCCUACAAUCCCUGGAUGGACAUCAGGGAGCGGGAGGACGUCCAAGCGUUAAACAUCAGUGUGCCCUAUGGCCCGGUCCCCGUGGACUUUCAGCGGAAGAUCCGCCAAAGCUACUUUGCGUCAGUUUCAUACAUGGAUACCCAGGUCGGCCGCCUCUUGAGCGCCCUGGACGACCUGCAGCUGGCCACUGGCACCAUGGUCGUGCUCACCUCAGAUCACGGGUGGUCUCUAGGCGAACAUGGAGAAUGGGCCAAAUACAGCAAUUUUGACGUCAGCACACGUGUGCCCCUGAUGUUCUACGUGCCUGGAAGGACGGCUCCACUUCCAGAGGCAGGCCAGAGGCUGUUCCCUUAUGUCGACCCUUUUGCUCCCGCCUCGGAAUUACUGGAGCCAGGCCAGUCAGUCCUGGACCCCGUGGAACUCGUCGCUCUCUUCCCCACACUCGCAGGCCUCGCAGGGCUGCAUGUGCCGCCCCUCUGCCCUGUGCCCUCCUUUCAUGUCGAGCUGUGCAGAGAAGGCCAGAGCCUGCUGAAGUAUUUCCGAUCGUCCAGUGUGGAAGUCGAGCCGGGGCUCUUGGGUGGUCCCCGUGAGUCGAUCGCCUACAGCCAGUACCCCCGGCCUGCGGACUCUCCUCAGUGGAACUCGGACAAGCCGAGUUUAAAAGAUAUCAAGGUCAUGGGCUAUUCCAUCCGCACGAUAGACUACAGGUACACCGUGUGGGUUAGCUUCGACCCCCGUGAGUUUCUGGCUAACUUUUCUGAGGUCCAUGCAGGGGAACUGUAUUUUGUUGAUUCCGACCCUUGGCAGGACCACAAUGUAUAUAAUGGCUCCCAAGGGGGGCCCUCCCCCCGUCACUGAUGCCUUGAGUGUCCCUCGCAGACGGCAGAUACGGUGAGCCCCUUCCAGCCAGUGGGAGGCGUUAGGCUGAAGAUCUGUAAAUACCCGUUUCAGAAGCCGCCCGGGGGGUCGGCCUCAGGAUGUGCAACAGCCGAACCUUUGAUUGAGUUACUUUUUGAUUAGUUUCCAAUUGGCCGAUGUAGGGCUGGGCUGAGCCUCUCCCUCGUUUGAACAGCCCUCCCUCCCUUAUUGACCAUGAGUAAGUACCAGACGAACAAACUGACAUUGCCUUUCUUGAGAUAGCAAGCCUACGUGAGCAAACGGAGCGCUAUACUCAGCAAAUACUCUCCGUGUUUGUGGAGUUUAGUACAGUUCUGAAAGUAACCACGUAGCAAAUGAGGUUUGACACCAAGUUCCUGGUUCUUUUGGUGAUGAUUUCUGGCCCAGUAGAUUCAAAAUACAAGGCCAACCUGUAAUCCGUGUUUCUUUUUAAAAUGUAAAGUCAAACAAUCAUGCAAGCUGCCAAGGCCCUUAAAAGUCUAAAUUUUAUUUCUAACAUCUAAGAUACUUUUUUCUAAGACCUCAACAUUUCAAAAAUCUAAAAAAAAAAUUGCUUGAGAAGAUGAAUGUGCGGUUUCUCCGUCCAAUAAAUAUGUUCAGUAAACGGCAGGCGUGACAUGUGGGAAACUCGGCCAGAAGUUUCCAGAGAUUUUAAGUUAGUGGCAAAUAAUGACAGUGAAUCCAGAGGCCAUGUACGGAAAGGCAGUCACGCACAGCGCGAACUGCUCACGGGCCUGACUGCGCGGCGGCGGCAUUCUUCUCCUUCAGGGACGGUUGGCUGCAGACAACCAUGUAUCCAGGAAGCAAAAAAUACUCUGCUUGUCACUGCUGAUCAAAGACAGCUUUGCUUUUUGUUGCCUUCUAAAUUAUGUUCAGGGUUGUGAAAUUUUUCAUUAGUGUAAUAUUAGGUAGUUUCCAGCCCCCCGGAAUGUACUUCUGUGUUUCCUAAAUAUGAAAAUAAACAGAAAGGUAGGAUCAAGCCUAGACAGUGUCAUCUUAAAGGGGUGGAAUCUUCACGACUCACAUUUACAGCCUGUUGAAGCCGGUCUGUGACCCUCACUCACUGGAGCGUCACGCUUGCCAAACGCACGUAGUCCUGUGUCGGCGUGAGUGAUGUUUAGUCGUCCUGUCCAGUGCUGCUUCUGUGUUUAAAGGUAAAUGUUUGUGGAAAAAAAUACAGCAGAUCGGAUGAAGUGACUGCAAUGUGUUAAAUGGUAAGCAGAAAAAGGCAAGAUAUUAAAAGAUUAUUUCAGUUCAGCCCAAUUGCUGACAGACUGUUACUCAUUAGCCUGCAGAGGGGCUGUGGCGACACAGCUGCGCAGUGAGCAGCUUCGUUAUCUCUGUCGCUUCGCAUAACCUGUCUCCGACCCCCUGAGCUGGACAGCCUUCAGCAGAGGCCGCUGCCUGUGGCCCUCCCCAUUGCCCUUGAGCAGAUUCCUUUGGACAGUUCCCUUGACAUCAAAACUAGCGAUCCCAGCCCGGCGCUGCGCCGGGCACCCCCGCGUUGGCACCGGCCCGUUCUGUGCACUGUUUCCUCUGCCUCUGCCCACAGAGACUUGUCCGGAGCGGCGCGAAGUGUGUCGGGUUUAAGGGUCAGCAGGGAGCUCACUCUGGCUUGUGGCCUCCUCCUCCGCCUGCUCCUCUCCAUCGCCAUGGUCCCUCGUACCUCUUCCCCCGUAGCUGACCGCCCCCCCGAUUUCCUCCCCUGCCCCUUAAGGAAUCCACGUGUCUUCCUGGAAUCCCUCUGCGAUCCUGCCCUUGACAACACCGUCAGUGCCUACUACUGGGUCUACACGACCUCCGCUGAGCAGUCAGAGUCUUCCCUGACUCCACAAAGCCCCUUUCCUCGGCUGACCAGCGUAGCUGGUCCCUCGCUUUCCUGGCCAGUCCGUCCUCCCUCCCACCCCUAGGCCGUCCCCUCCUCUUCUUCACCCGUUCGCGGUCACGGCCAUUCUUCACACCCCACUCCCCGCCCCCUCCCCCCGGAGGCUAAGCGUUUGUGACUCUAGACAGUGUCGUGCGAGGCGCCGCCCCAGGACCUUGUGGCCACGUGACGUAAGCCAAGUCUCUUUUCCUGAAUAGAAAAUCAAUAUGGUAAUGAUGAAAAAAAUGGGAAGAGAAACCCAGUAAAGGGUGAGAAGACAGAUCAGUUCUCUACCCUGGAGAUAGUCACAUAAUAUCUUGUCUUUUUUGGGGUGUGAAUUCCUGUCUGUUGUCGUGUUCACACCAUGUGCUUUGUCACGCACUUUUAUGUUCUCCCCCCAGCAUUGUAUGCAGUUAUUACAGACUUUUGCAAAGGUACUUUAUACUGGUGGUGAUAGAUUUUCUUGUGUGGCUUUAUCAUAAUUUAACCUUUCUUCAGUUACUGGAAAUUUCGACUGCGUACAGAUUUUCAGUAUUGCAAAUAAUUCUGUGAUGAACAACUUUGUGCAUAAAAUAUUUUUCUGUUUCAGCUGAUUCCUUAGGAUAGCCUUUCAGUGCCAAAUUGUCAAAAACUUUUCUGUUUGACUCCCCACACUGGUGCUGCCUUAGGGUAGUAAAACUAAAAAAAUAAAACCAACAGGCAUAUAUAGAAAUGAAACCAUAAAAAACCAUAAACCCAAUCCUCUUGGCCACAGUAGGUGGGUGCCGUAUCUUGUUAGAGCUUCAAAACCUUGGUCUUUCUUCUCUCCGUGAUUGUGAAUGUGUUGAUGGGCCCCCUGCCUAAACACUCCAUGUGACCCCCCCUUUCUUGUCAAACUUGGAAUUGAAUAAAUACUCACUUUCCUUUGCUUUUGUUGUGGU